This is a messenger RNA of Durusdinium trenchii, 1851 nucleotides long. NCBI's taxonomy places the organism in Eukaryota, Dinophyceae, Suessiales, Symbiodiniaceae. The record is from the annotation of a GenBank genome assembly.
UAUACAUGUAUUCCAUACGUGCACUCCUGGACUCCUGGACUCUUUGGUGUUUAGCAAUCACCUUGUUGGAGGGUCCAGAUUCCUCGCAGCCUUCUUCGCCUCAGCCGCACAGCAUCCUUGAUCCCUUCGCCUCGCCAUCGUCGACCAUCCAUGCAUCCUCCCCCACAUCUUGGCGCUUGCACUGACGCUCGACGCCGGCAGCGCCACGGAGCGCGGAGACGCCGAGACGCGCCGGUCCAGCAGUGGAGUCACUUGCGACACUCGCGCCGGCGACAUGCGAUGCACACGGUGUGGAGGCGGUGUGUGGACACCUCGCGCUGAAGAAACAUGCGAUGCCGAUGCUCUGGUUUCAGAAAGGAGGACGUGGUUGCUGGAGCUGUGCCAAGGUGUGAAUGAAAGAAAUCUCAGAGCAGUUUUAUUGCCAGAAUUGGUUCGGUCAAAGGAGAUCCUUCAGCAAGUCUUGUUGAACUUUUGCCAGCAAACGAAGGGGUACAAGCUGGUCAUUGCCACCAUAGAGAUUAUCAGACAAGAUGGCACCUUUGAACUAAACUUCUACAAUUACAAUGUUGGCAUUUCAGCGUAUGCGAAGGCAAAGCAAUGGCAGCAGGCAUUGCAGUUGUUAGUCGCAAUGCCAGCGGCAAAAGUGCAGCCAACUGUCAUCAGCUACAGUGCAGCCAUCAGUGCCUGCGAAAAGGGGGGUCAGUGGCAGCAGGCAUUGAAGUUGUUGGUGGCAAUGCCAGCGGCAAAAGUGCAGCCAAAUGUUUUCAGUUAUAGUGGAGCUGUCAGUGCGUGCGAGAAGGGCGGCCAGUGGCAACAGGCAUUGCAGUUGUUUGAGGCCAUGAUGGAGGCCAAAGUGCAGCCAAAUGUCAUCAGCUACAGUGCCGCAAUCAGUGCCUGUGAAAAAGGUGGCCAGUGGCAGCAGGCAUUAAAGUUGUUAGCGGUGAUGCCAGGGGCAAAAGUGCAGCCAAAUGUCAUCAGCUACAGUGCAGCCAUCAGUGCUUGCGAGAAGAGCGGCCAGUGGCAGCAAGCCUUGAAGUUGAUUGAGGCCAUGCUGGAGGCCAAAGUGCAGGUAAAUGCUUUUAGUUGCAGUGCCGCCAUCAGUUCCUGUGAGAAGGGCGGCCAGUGGCGGCAGGCAUUGGACUUGUUUGAAGCCAUGCUUGGGGCAAUAGUUCGGCCCGAUGUCAUCAAUUACAGUGCCGCCAUCAGUGCUUGUGAGAAGGGCGGGCAAUGGCAGCAAGCCUUGAAGUUGUUUGAGGCCAUGUCCAACGAGAACGUUCAACCAAAUGUCGUCAGCUUCAACGCCGCCAUGAGCGCUUGUGAGAAGGGCGGGCACUUUCAGCAAGCAUUGAAGCUGUUCAAGGUCAUGCUCGAGGAGAACGUUCAGCCCGACAUCAUUAGCUACAGUGCGGCCAUCAGUGCCUGUGAGAGAGUCGGGAAGUGGCAACAGGCAUUGAAGUUGCUGGAAGCUAUGCCCAAGGCGAAAGUUCAACCAGAUGUAAUUUUCUUCAGUGCGGCCAUCAGUGCUUGUGAGAAAGGCAGGCAAUGGCUGCGAGCCCUGAAGCUCUUUGAGGAGCUGCAGCUUCAAACAUUGACACCAAUCUCUCUAUAGGGCUGGCCAGCACGACCAAGCUUAGCCCUUUUCCCCAUCGAAGUCGUUCCUCCCCAGCGAUGAUUCUGGACCGAACGCAGUGAAGCGCCGUCGCGUUGUUUCAACGCGAUGAAGCGCCCCGGGGCUACUGCAACGCAGUGAAGCGCCGAUACUCCCGUUCACGGUCAGAGGACUGGUGCAACCUGAGCCCAUUGGACUUUGGGCCCUAAACACUGGACGCUCAUGUUCUGGGUGGUGGCUUC